This is a messenger RNA of Schistosoma guineensis, 1589 nucleotides long. The record is from the annotation of a GenBank genome assembly. Lineage: Eukaryota; Metazoa; Platyhelminthes; Trematoda; Strigeidida; Schistosomatidae.
AUGAUUAAUGAACGUUUUAAUCAACAAGCUAUACGGGAGCAUAAUCGACUUCGUUCUUUACAUGGAUGUGGAGAACUUCAAUUAGAUGAAGAAUUAAUGAUUUCAGCACAAAAAUGGGCUGAAAAUUUAGCUGACGCUGAAAAACUAUAUCAUAGUAAUUAUAAUGAUUAUGGAGAAAAUUUGGCUUUUAAAAUGUCUGUGGCACCAUGUCAAAUAACAGGUGAAGAAGUUUCACAAACCUGGUAUAGUGAGAUUGACUAUCAUGACUUUAAUCAAUGUUAUCAUCCAAAUUCACGUCAUUUUACUCAGAUGAUUUGGAAAUCCACAACACAUGCUGGAUUUGGAUUAGCCUUAAGUCAAGAUCAAACAAAAGCAUAUGUUGUUGGACGUUAUUUACCUGUAGGUAAUAGAGGGGAUUUCGGAUGGAAUGUACCACAUUAUCAAGGAGUUAAAAGAUCUGGUGACAAUGAAAGCCGGUAUACUGCAGAUGGAGGAAGUGCAAAACUGAAUGAUACUGGAUCAGCAAAUAACGAUACAUCAAGAGAAAGUAUGUAUUCAUUGGAUCGUAAUUCAACUAGAUCAAGUCAUAGACGAUCUUUUAGAGAAAGUCUAGGAUUAUCAGAAAGAUGCAAAUGUUACUGGGAUCAUACACCAUAUUUACCUGAAGGACACUCUAUAAUAAACGAAGAUGAACGUUCUAGAACUGGCUCAAUACGUAGUGGAGACUUUCAACGUUCCAGACCUACUUCAUUUUCAAAUAAUGAUGAUAUACAUUUUAAAUCUGUAUAUACAAGAAGUUCUGAAGAUUUACGACCUAAAACUAUAAAUGUCACUACUACUAGUUUACCGAAUACAGAUGAUGCGCACAAUUCAUUAUGUAGUCCAACAGUGAUCAAUUUAAACUUCAUGAAUUCAGAUGAACGUCCAACAAUAGUUACGAAUACGAAACCAUCAGAUGACUUUUCGGGUUCCAAUCGUGUGUCUAUCAGAACAUCAAUGAGACGACCAACAAGAAGUUCAACACCAGUGUGUAAUGGACACUCAUAUGAAAGAGAGAACAGUAUUUCUUCAAGUGGAAGAGCAAACUAUCUAAGCACCGUAAAUACUAGAGGUUCGAAUGACUACCAUUCACAAGACGAACAACAUGGAAGAGCUAGUUAUAUAAAAAGUGAUCAAUAUGGAAGUAAGUUCAAUUGUUCUGUUGGUUUUUUAAAAUAUUUGUAAAUUACUUGCUAUUUAAAUUCACUUGGUUUUGUUAACUUGAAUCGUUUCAUUGAUGUUCAAGAAUGCAAUUGGUCAGUCUGUUAUUGGUAUAUUUGCAUACUGUGCAUCUUGCUCGAUAUUGCCUUAAUUCACAAGCAUUCUGAACAAAGAUGAAUAGUUUCUAGAAGUGGAAUCCAGUUCGCGCGUUUCGUCCCAUCUGGAACUCGUCGGCUGGACGUACCUGUAUCUCGGAGUUGAUGUUCACUCUUCAACUCGAACCUAGUACCAUUCGCUUCAAACGCCAUCACAUUAUCCACUUAGCUACUGAGUCUUUAUAGCCACUUGCUUGUGCAGUGGGGGUGACGAGUCCCAAAUAGGACGAAACG